This is a messenger RNA of Carassius gibelio (silver crucian carp), 979 nucleotides long. Its product is annotated as tRNA 2'-phosphotransferase 1. Bases 114 to 863 code for a protein of 249 amino acids. The transcript is spliced from 7 exons. Gene Ontology annotation, molecular function: tRNA 2'-phosphotransferase activity. Lineage: Eukaryota; Metazoa; Chordata; Actinopteri; Cypriniformes; Cyprinidae. Gene Ontology annotation, biological process: tRNA splicing, via endonucleolytic cleavage and ligation. The record is from RefSeq and is a predicted model, not a curated record.
CUGCUGGCCGCUCGUUAAUACUUCUUUCACUGUUUCCGCUGUUCCGGUUGGUCACGUGAAUUUCAGCAACGAAAGCAUAAAGGAGUAUACAUGUAUAAUAUUCGUUUUGAUGAAUGGUUGUAACUGCAUUAGGUCAUAUAUCCGAUAGCUGUGUUGGUGAAGGAUACAAUAACAACGAGUGUUUCAUAAUGGACUGUCAACCUCGAGGAGGAAGACGAGGAAAAGGAAACCGGAAUGAAGAGAGCAGAGAUGUGCGUCUGUCUAAAUCUCUGUCUUACGCAUUACGCCAUGGUGCCAUUAAGAUGGGUCUGCAGUUGAACUCGGAUGGUUUUGUGUUUGUGGAUGAACUUCUGGCUCAUCAGCAGUUCUGCUCGUUUUCACUGCAGGAUGUGGAGCGAGUGGUGGACAGCAACGACAAACAGCGAUUCAAGCUUUGCAACCACCCCGAGGAUGGUCGUCUUCAGAUACGAGCCAAUCAGGGUCACUCAGUGCAGGUUACAGAUCUGGAGCUGAGAGCAGUAGCACUUGAUGAUCCGGACUGUCCGAGAGAAGCUGUUCAUGGCUCAUAUAUGAAACACUGGCCCUCUAUACGCAGUCAGGGCAUCAGCAGAAUGAACAGAACUCACAUACAUCUGGCACCUGGACUUCCUGGAGAGGGCGGAGUCAUCAGUGGAAUGAGACCGAGUUGCGAUCUAGCGGUGUAUAUUGAUGUUGCGAAAGCUAUGAAAGAUGGGAUUCAGUUCUUCUGGUCAGACAAUGGCGUACUCUUGACCCCUGGAGAUGCUGCUGGGAUGUUAGCACCGCGCUAUUUCUCUCGAGCACAAAGACUGAAGCCCUCACCUUGUGAAAUUGAACUUCAUUAGCUGUCGGAGAGGAUCUCAUUCCGACCUCAAAACCAAAAGCUGGAGAUUGUACUUUUGAAAACAUUAAAAUAGAACAUCUUCUAAAUAAAAACUUUUUGUUUUUUUGUUAGAAACAA